Molecule: messenger RNA, 2764 nt
Organism: Calidris pugnax (ruff)
Lineage: Eukaryota; Metazoa; Chordata; Aves; Charadriiformes; Scolopacidae
Gene: NEK2
Product: NIMA-related kinase 2
Exons: 9
Coding region: 56-1387 (443 amino acids)
Biological process (GO): protein phosphorylation
Molecular function (GO): protein kinase activity; ATP binding
Source: RefSeq, a predicted model, not a curated record
GGCCGGGGUGCAGCGGGCACGGCGUCCCUGUGGAGAGCGCGGCGGUGGAGCUGCCAUGCCCGGCCGUCCCGACGACUACGAGGUGCUGCUGACCAUCGGCGCCGGCUCCUACGGCAGGUGCCGCAAGGUGCGCCGCAAGGCCGACGGCAAGAUCUUGGUAUGGAAGGAGCUCGACUAUGGCUCAAUGACGGAGGCAGAGAAGCAAAUGCUUGUUUCGGAAGUGAACCUGCUUCGCGAGCUGAGGCACCCCAACAUCGUGCGGUACUACGACCGCAUCAUCGACCGCAGCAACACCACCCUCUACAUCGUGAUGGAGUACUGCGACGGCGGUGACCUGGCCAGCCUGAUCGCCAGGUGCACCAAAGAAAGGCACUACUUGGAAGAAAGCUUUGUUCUCAGAGUACUGACUCAAUUGGCAUUGGCCCUGAAGGAGUGUCACAGACGGAGUGAUGGUGCAGUCACUGUGCAUCGUGACCUAAAACCAGCAAAUGUCUUUCUAGAUAGCAAGCAGAAUGUGAAACUUGGAGAUUUUGGACUGGCUAGAAUAUUGCACCAUGACACCAGCUUUGCCAAAACAUUUGUUGGAACUCCAUAUUAUAUGUCUCCAGAACAAAUGAACCACAUGUCAUACAAUGAAAAAUCUGACAUAUGGUCUCUAGGAUGUCUCCUGUAUGAAUUAUGUGCUCUCUCGCCUCCAUUUAGAGCUUACAACCAAAAGGAGUUGGCAGAAAAGAUAAGGGAAGGGAAGUUCAGACGAAUACCAUAUCGUUACUCAGAGCAGCUGAAUGAACUUCUCAAAGAGAUGCUUAAUGUGAAGGAUUAUUGCCGACCUUCUGUUGAAGAUAUUCUGCAGCACCCCUUGAUAGCAGACUUGGUGACAGAAGAACAAAGACAAAAUUCUGAUAAAAAAGGCUGGAGAUCAUGGGAUGCAGAAAGGCUGCAGCAUUCGGAUGUUGCAGUGAAUGAGCUGAGACAGAAGGAACAACAAUUACAGGACCGAGAACAAGCCAUUAAAGAGAGAGAGCGACGUUUGGAGCAGAGAGAACGGGAACUCUGCAUCCGAGAGAGACUGGCAGAGGACAAACUUGCUAGAGCUGAAAACUUGAUGAGGAACUACAAUCUCUACAAACAGCAGCGGAUGGUAGCUUGUGCAGAUGGUCCAGAUAACGCACUCCUCCCCUUUUCUACAACCAAGAAGAAAGUACACUUUGAUGGAAGUGAAGAAAAUGCUGUGCCUCCUGUUAAUUUGGAAAACUAUGCACCUUCUAAAGAGAAACGCUCUGAUCUCAAAAAACGUCUAUAUGCUGCAAAUCUACGGGCUCAAGCACUGUCUGAACUGGAAAAAAACUAUCAACUAAAGAGCAGACAAAUCUUAGGCAUGCGCUGAAACUGUAACAGAUGUAAAAUAUUUAAGUCUUAGAAGCUGAUUAAGUGUAUGGGAAGAUACUUGUACCUCCCUCUUUCAAACUGGAACCUACUGAAAAUUUAUUUUAACAGUUGUUAUACAAACUCUUAGUCUAUGAUACGUAGUUACGAUAAAAGCAUAAGAGAUUAUUUUAUGAAAACAGGUAGAUUUAAUACCAAACAAACUGAAUGAACUGUAUUAUUAAAGAAAAAAUAUUUUUGUCCUCCUGUUUACCGUAGAUAACUUUACUGAAAAUAUAAAGAGUGAACAUUGUAAAACAGAUAAUUUUAAAUCUUGUGUGAAAGGCUUUUCAGAUGAAAAAUGUACAGAGAUUCAUAGUCUGUAGGUUAAAAUGAAGCUGUAUGUAGUGUACAGUUCUUGGUAGAAGAAGUAUUGAUAUUUUGUAUAUGUGGAAAAACUGGCUUUUUGUCUGCAUUUGUAAAUAUUUUUUAACUAUCAAAAGAGCAAAAAAAAGAUUUUAUGCUGUCUCUUCCUACUAAGUAGGUGACCUAUCAAAGCAGGCUGCUUUUAGUUUAACGUCUUCGACUAAUGAGCGGGAUGGGUCAGCUUAGCAUAACUGAUGAGUUUAUCCUCCUUUCUGCCUGGGCAGCUGAAGGCUUGUCCAUCAGCUCCCAAAAGGCCUGCUUCAAGGCACAGCAUUUGAAACACCACCUUCUUUGGUUUGCCUUGAAGCUGUGUUAUAAACUGAUCCUGAGACCACUGUCCCGGAUGGGGACACCAUCCAGGGCAUCAGCACCCAUGUUUGGGGAGGGGCAAUUGUACUUUGAGUAGCAAAUCCUUAUUUUCUUGAAGUUUAUGAGGUAUCUCCAUCUUUCCCUUCACAAUUCUCUGCCAGAGUAGGAGUUGCUCGUGGUGUAAGUUUCAUGAAAUAACUCAGUCUCAUUAAUUCUAAAAAAAUCCUGUGGAGCUGUAAUGUCUGACAGAUUUUACAUAAAGAUUUUCUGUCUCUGGGUUGAAAUGCCAUUCUUAGAAAACAGCUAAUUUUCGAAACAUUUGUUUCCUUGUUAGGCCAUGAAUGUUAUCCAAGGAGGUAUUCUAGAUAGUUUUUACUCAAAAAAAAAAAAAAAGAGAAUCUUACUCGAAACAUCAAUUUAAUUUGGUGUAUUUGCUGAUUGAUAGACAAAAUCUUGUGUCACCAAACAAUAGUUCUGCUUUAGCAGACUCUUAACUACCCAGCAGAGCUUAUCAUCUGCAAAAAGCAGGUACCAAUUAGUGAGAUGAGGAAGCCAAGCAAGCAAGAAAAGAAAUAAGUAAUUAAAGAUUCAGGAAAGACUGUAUUUUGGAACAGCUGGUGUUUGAAAAUGCUUUGCUUUUAACAAGACCAAAGUAAGAAAAUGC